AAACUUCACCAAGAAAAAAAGAGACCACUUUCUCCUCCUCUGUCUUCUUCGUUUAAUGUAAAUUCUGAUCAUCCGAUUGGGCGGUGAAACAAUCUUAAAGAACUCCUAAAAGAGAAAGCCUUUUUUUAUUUAUUUUUCUUUUCUUUAAACGAAACAAAAGAAGAAAUUUUCCAUUUUUGUUUCGUCGAUGCUUUUUUGAAUCAACGUCGUUUUUGGCUUUUCUUCAUUCUCUCUGUUUCCUUUCAUGGGAAUAGUAAUUCACCUGCCAUGGCGAAAUUGACUUUCAAGGAUUCUCUUAAAGCUCUUGAAGCUGAUAUUCAACACGCUAAUACUCUAGCUUUAGAUUGUCCUCGAGAGAAGGAUGGAGCGCGUGUUCAGAUGAGAUUAUCUUACAGCCCGGCUGCUCAAUUUUUUCUUUUUCUUGUAAAAUGGACUGAUUGUCACCUUGCUGGUGCACUCGGUUUGCUUAGAGUCCUUAUCUAUAUGACUUAUGCCGAUGGAAAGACCACAAUGUCGGUUUAUGAAAGAAAAGCCAGUAUUAGAGAGUUCUACGCUGUGAUAUUCCCGUCGUUGUUACAACUACAAAGAGGUAUUACAGACCUAGAAGCCCGCAAACAGAAAGAAGUCUGCAAUAUGCGAUACAGAAAGAAAGAUGAGAGUGAAAAGUGUGAGCUCUCAAAGAUUGAUGUCGAGAGGGAAGAAGAAUGUGGAAUCUGUAUGGAGAUGAACAGCAUGGUCGUGCUGCCCAACUGUACUCAUUCUUUAUGCAUCAAGUGUUACCGCGAUUGGCGAGGGAGGUCACAGUCAUGCCCUUUCUGCAGAGACAACAUUAAAAGAGUAGACUCGGGUGAUCUCUGGAUGUUUUUGGACCAAACCGAUACAGUAAAUCUCACUGCGAUCGUGAGAGAGAAUCAGAAACGGUUGUUUGGUUACAUUGAGAAGCUACCGCUCAUGGUUCCAGAUCAAGCGUAUGCGUCUUCUCCUCAUGAUUGCCAUGUGAGGUGAAGAUGAAAAACCGGUUCUGGUUUGGGGGAAAAGGAGGUCUACUUUGUAUAUGUAUUAGAGUUAGUACAACUAGUCUGUCUCUUUCUUUUAUACCAUUAUAUCUUGGGAAAGUUCCCACUUACAACGUGCUUUUUGUGCAUUUGGCCGUGGUUUCCCACUUAUUUUAUAUGCUUCAAAGCUCUUGUAUUCUCUUCUUCAAGAAAAGGGUUACACUUAAAAUUCAUCCACAUUGAGUUUUGUAAAAUUGAUACUUUCCCACUCAAAAAAGUUAUCAUA
Messenger RNA from Capsella rubella, 1281 nucleotides. RefSeq lists its product as uncharacterized. The transcript is spliced from 5 exons. Lineage: Eukaryota; Viridiplantae; Streptophyta; Magnoliopsida; Brassicales; Brassicaceae. Bases 268 to 1005 code for a protein of 245 amino acids. The record is from RefSeq and is a predicted model, not a curated record. Gene Ontology annotation, molecular function: ubiquitin protein ligase activity. Gene Ontology annotation, biological process: protein ubiquitination.